AGGCCAACUACGGCCGCCUCAGCAGCCGGCUGCAGGCCAGGGAGGGCCUGGGGAAGAGAUGCGAGGAUGACAAGGUUAAGCUACAGAACAACAUAUCGUAUCAGAUGGCAGACAUACAUCAUUUAAAGGAACAACUGGCUGAGCUUCGUCAGGAGUUUCUUCGACAAGAAGAUCAGCUUCAAGACUACAGGAAAAAUAACACAUACCUUGUGAAGAGGUUAGAAUAUGAGAGUUUUCAGUGUGGACAGCAGAUCAAGGAAUUAAGAGCACAACAUGAAGAAAAUAUUAAAAAAUUAGAUCAGUUUUUGCAGGAACAAAAGGAGGUCCACAAGAGUCAAUCAAAUGACGGAAAAGAAUUGGGCAUAAAUGAUCAUGUAGCCCCUAAAAAUAAUCCAAAUGUGGCUGAAAAUGAUGCAAAUAAGAAUGAGGAACCUUCAAGCAAUCAUAUUCCACAUGGGAAAGAACAAGUCAAACGAAUUGGUGAUGCAGGGAUGCCUGGAGUAGAAGAGAAUGAUCUAGCAAAAGCAGAUGAACUUCCCGCUGGUUCACAACUAAACCAGAAUGAAAAUCCUGGUACUUCAAAACAGAACCCUUUGAAUCCUCUUCAGCGCUUAAUUCCAGGCUCAAACCUAGAGCGAGAACCCAGAAUUCAAACAGACUCACUAAAGCAGGCCACCAGGGACAGAGUCAGUGAUUUCCACAAGUUGAAGCAAAAUGAUGAACGAGAGCUUCAGAUGGAUCCUGCAGACUAUGGCAAACAGCGCUUCAAUGAUGUCCUUUAAGUCUAAGGGAUGCUCAAAACCCAAAGUGCUGCGCAGUAAAUCAUCUCUACUUGUCAAUUUUGACUUCUGUUGUAAAGAUCAGUCGUCGUAUCAGUUGUAAAGAUACAUUGAGAUAGAUUUAAGGAAAUUUUAAUGAAGGAAUGUACCAAUGUACAUAUGUGAACUUUUUCAUAUUGUAUUAUCAAAGCAGAUACUUUUUUGGUUACAACACAGCUGAGCCAAAAACAGUUAAUCUUUGCAUUUAAAGCAAACUAAUGUAAAUUUCACAUUUUAUUGAACCUAAUUUUUUUUCACAAAAAGACAAACGGGAACAAAUGUUUGUACAGGUUAUAUGCUGCACAUAGUAUAAUGGCAGUGAGAAGUUAGUUACUCAGCUGAAAACUCUAAACACUAAUACGUUUUUUGUUACCCGCCCCCCCCCAGGUGUCCUCUACUGCCCCUCAUUUCACACUCUUUAAAGAGUUACACUAGAAUAGUUACACACAAAGGUGGGGACCUAGAUGCCAAACAGUGGGCAAUGUGUGUACAGAAUGACCUCCCUGCUCCUUUUAUUUUACUCAAGGAAAGUCCAAGUCAUCAUAACAAUAUUUAUAAGUUAUUCCUUACUUAGUUCUUGAAGUUGCGGAAUGCAUGAUUGACAAUGAAUUUUUAUUUUUUCAAGUAAUGCCAGUACUGUUUAACUGUAGUCAGCACUGGCUAAAAUUGGUUAUAUUUUCAGAGUUGAAUCUGGUGAGUAUAUUCACCGUUUACAUGACAGAUCCUGAAAGGGACGAAAUCCACCUUGAAAUGAGGCUGCGAUCAGUACAGCAAAGCUUUUCUAGUAGUUUUAAUGAUUGUAUUUGAUUAGACUUUUCCAGGACUACUAAGUAAGGGACUUUAACAGGUUUUUAUUAAGGAAUGGAUGAAUAGAAGUACCGUGAAGUCUACAGCUGUUUUAUUGAAAUAGCCGAAAACUUUGUAAUAAAAAUGAAUAUUUGUAAUUCAUGUUAGUUAAGAACCCACCAAGCUCAUUUGCUAGACUUACUGAAUUAUUUUCAGUGUAUUGUGUCUUUUGCCAUUAUUUCAUUAGGAUGUAUAAGCUAGCUAAUCCUUCUUUUCUGGUUUCAAGCACUUUUAAUUUUUUUUAGUGUUCCCUAAAAAUGAAAGGUAUUGAUGAUAAGGGGGGAAUGUAAGGCUGUAAACCCCGUUUUUUAGAAGGGCUGCUUUAAUUGCACAUAAACAUGAACUACUGGGAGUGAUAUGGCUCAGUGGUGUGAGGCCUAGGUUUGAUUCCCAGCACUGAAAAUGACAACAAAGUAAACACACAUGAAAAGCCAUCUAUAGAAGAAAUGAUUGUUCACUUGCUGAGAGACUUAAGUUCUUAUAAUUCAGUCCAAAGUUACUUAAUGGCCAGGAAAAGAUGGAGUGAUUUAUUAAAAUUUGUUUUUCCACUAUAUCAGAUUAUCCAGUGUUGAGGAGGCAGAGAUAGAUGGGUCCGUGGAGCUCGCUGGCCAGCCAUCCUGGCCUAAUUAGCAAGUUCCAGGACCCAGUAAGGGACAGCUUGUGAGGAACACCCCACACACACAGGUUGACCUCUGGCCUUCCUAUAUGUGCACCUGCACCUGCCCGCACGUAACUGCUUGUGCACACAGAGACUCUCAUACACACACCAAGAAACCAGACAGUUCAUACUUCGGUUGUCAGUAAAGUCAGGCCUCCGGUAAAAAAAGUAUGAUGACUACAUUAAAAUGUAGUCAAAGGGAGUGAUGCACAUCCACAGCAGUUAGCAGGGGGAGCCAAAUCUACAAAUGCCUAGAGAUACUUCAUACUUGAUAUUGUAGAACUGGAUAGACAAAAGCAUAAGGUCUCCUGCCAAUUCCAUUGUCAUAAAAACGGUCAGUUGGUUGUAUGGUAACUAUCCAUACA
Peromyscus leucopus (white-footed mouse) is the source of this 2687-nucleotide messenger RNA. Its product is annotated as protein GOLM2-like. NCBI's taxonomy places the organism in Eukaryota, Metazoa, Chordata, Mammalia, Rodentia, Cricetidae. The record is from RefSeq and is a predicted model, not a curated record. The transcript has a single exon. The coding region runs from base 105 to 782 and encodes 225 amino acids.